GGCUUGGACAGUGGAUUGGAUUUACCGAAGCCGGUAGACCGACCGUGGGGAGUAGUCGUCUUGUGGAGGGAAUCGGAAAGAAUGUCGGACCUAGCGAUAUGGAAAGAGAAGGUGGAAAAUCUGCGGCUGUUGUUGCAGUUGUAACUGAGUCUCGAUUUACGCAGCGAUACAGGGAAUAUCUCCAGAAGCUGAAACUCCUGGACAGACAGCAUCGUGUGGUAAAGAUGCCAGAUGGCACAGUGGCGCUGCCGCUGCUGGGAGAGACUCUCCCGGAGCAGCACCUGCAGGAACUGAGGAAUCGCGUGGCCCCAGGCAGCACAUGUAUGCUGACGCAUCUCCUGGAUCCUGUUCCUUCAAAGAAGGCCCAGGGUUGUUCACCUGCCCAAAAACUGAGGCUUGAGGUGAGUCGCUGGGUAGAGAACCGAGGAGUAACAUGGUCAGCGGAGUUGGAGACCGAUUUGCCCCGAUCUUGGCAACGGCACGGUAACCUUCUGUUGCUGAGUGAAGACUGUUUCCAAGCGAAACAAUGGAAAACUCUAGAACCAGAACUCUGGGAGACCGUUGCCUCCGCGCUUGGCGUCCAGCGUUUGGCAAAACGAGGGCGGGUAUCACCAGAUGGCACUCGAUCUCCAGUAGUGACUCUACUGCUGGGAGACCAUGGCUGGGUACAGCAUGUGGAUAAUGGUAUCCGGUAUGAAUUUGACGUGACCAAGUGUAUGUUCUCCUUCGGAAACAUAACUGAGAAGCUGCGCGUGGCAUCACAGCCAUGUGCUGGAGAAGUGCUGGUGGAUCUCUAUGCAGGGAUUGGAUAUUUUACAUUGCCUUUCCUAAUUCAUGCUGGUGCUGCCUUCGUCCAUGCAUGCGAGUGGAAUCCCCACGCCGUGGCUGCUCUGAGAAAUAAUCUUGAGAUCAAUAGAGUAGCAGAUCGCUGCCAAAUACACUUUGGGGAUAACAGGAAACUAAAGCUGUCAAACAUUGCAGAUAGAGUGAACCUGGGACUCAUUCCCAGCUCUGAAGAAGGCUGGCCCAUUGCCUGCCAAGUGCUACGACAGGAUUCUGGGGGCAUUUUGCAUAUCCACCACAACGUGGAAUCUUUCCCAGGAAAGAAUCUCCAGCUUCUUGGAAGCAGCAAAAUGGACAAAGAGCAUAGACCUUUUCCUCAGCAAAUUACCUCUAACCUCUGCAAAAGUGGAGCUACCAGAGACUCCAGCAGAAAAAUGCUGUCACCAGCCAUCAAGUCAGAGUGGCAAAAGUGGGCAGAAUAUGCAGCAACUCGAAUUGCCACUUUUCUUCAGGAAGUGCAUGGGAAACAGUGGAAGACACAAAUCCUGUGCAUCCAACCAGUAAAAUCCUAUGCUCCUCAUGUUGAUCACAUAGUCCUGGAUCUGGAAUGCCGCCCCUGUCCUCUAGUUGGCUAGAGCAGAUGGAUCUGGGGACAUGAGGGAUCCAUGUGUGUGCGACCCUUAAUGUAUCAGUUCCGACCAGGUCAUCCUUCUGUCUCCUGGUGAUCUAUUUUAGUAUUUUGUGGCCUCACAGACAGGCAUUAGACCAGUCCAAAUAACUUCAUUUGUCUUCCAUCGAUCACACUGAGAAUUACCUAUCUGGGAGAAGCAGCAUGGCUCAUUGAAAUAAGGCUCUUCUAUGCAAUCAUGAGUUCUGAAUUCUGUCCUAUCCUGAUUUUGGAUAUAUGGUUUCAGAUGUUCUUUUGGCCUUUAAUUUUUCUUUGCAAGACAAAGGUUUCUUUGAACUGUCUCACUUGGUUGUUACCUACUAAGCAGUUAUACAAAAGGCAUUUUUUUUUUUAGAGUGCUGUUUACAAAAUCACUCCAGCUACAACAUGGAAAAUUGACUAGAGGAGAGCUAAGAUGAAAAUAGGAAGACCAAUGAGGAGGCUGUGGUUGUCCAGGUGUGAGGUGACAGUGGCUUGGACUAGAAUGAUGGCAGAGGGAGGUGAAUGUAUUCAAGAAAUAAAUCCAAACCAAGGCAUUAA
This is a messenger RNA of Tupaia belangeri chinensis (Chinese tree shrew), 1990 nucleotides long. RefSeq names its product tRNA wybutosine-synthesizing protein 2 (gene TYW2). Gene Ontology annotation, cellular component: cytoplasm. The record is from RefSeq and is a predicted model, not a curated record. Gene Ontology annotation, biological process: wybutosine biosynthetic process; tRNA methylation. Gene Ontology annotation, molecular function: tRNA methyltransferase activity. The transcript has a single exon. Bases 99 to 1418 code for a protein of 439 amino acids. Lineage: Eukaryota; Metazoa; Chordata; Mammalia; Scandentia; Tupaiidae.